UGGUUGGACAGUGUGCAGGUGCUUUGUGAACUGAAGAAGCGGUUCUCUGCCGCAAACUCGACGAUGAACCAACAUGGAAGUGUUCGAAGCCCUUACCAACCUCAAGGUCCCUUCAUGAGGUCGAGACCAGGCGGCUCUUCAUCUCCUUACCCUGCACCUGGACAUCAACAUGCCAGUGGGCCCAUGCGUGCUGAACAUUUGAGGAAACGUCCUGGUAUUCAUGCAGGAAGUCCAGCAAGCACACCUGGUGCUCCAGACAGAUCUCGACAACCUCCUGUUGUGAAACGCCGACUUCUUUCAGACAAGAUAUUACCUGAUGCUGUUCGAAAGUUAGUUCCUGAUUCUCAGGCAUAUAUGGAUCUUCUGGCUUUCGAACGCAAGCUUGACCAAACAAUUACAAGAAAAAGACUCGAUAUUCAAGAAGCACUCAAACGUCCAGUCAAAGUCAAAAGAAAAUUGAGAGUUUUUAUCUCAAAUCAGUUCUAUCCACCUAAAGAAGUGGAUGGAAAAGAUGAUGCAGGAAAGGCCUCAUGGGAACUGAGAGUAGAGGGUAGGCUGUUAGAUGAUCCACUUGCAAAGCAACAUGAAGCUUCCAAACACAAGCGUAAAUUCUCAUCCUUUUUUAAAAGUCUGGUCAUUGAACUAGACAAAGAUUUAUAUGGGCCAGAUAAUCAUUUGGUAGAAUGGCAUCGCACUAAUGCAACACAAGAAACAGAUGGAUUUCAGGUCAAAAGGCCAGGGGAUAAAAAUGUUCGUUGUACAAUGCUAUUUAUGCUCAACUACUUGCCACCACAAUACAAAUUAGAUGGAAGAUUAGCUAGAUUGCUUGGGAUCCAUACACAGACACGACCUGUUAUAAUUCAGGCUUUGUGGCAAUAUAUCAAGUCUCAUAAACUGCAGGAUGAGCAUGAGAGAGAAUUCAUCAAUUGUGAUGGAUAUCUUGGACCUAUAUUAGGAGAACGUCGUAUUCGUUUUGCUGACAUUCCACGGCUACUUGGACCGUUACUUCAUCCACCAGACCCAAUCGUUAUUCAUCAUGUUAUUAGUGUUGAUCCAGCAGAUGCAAAGAAACAGUCUUGCUAUGAUAUUGAGGUUGAAGUUGAUGAUACACUAAAGACUCAAAUGAGUUCAUUUCUUCUGUCAUCUUCGAGUCAACAAGAAAUAGCAGAAUUAGAAAGAAAGAUUACUGAUACUGUUAGCAGCGUACAACAACAUAGAAUACAAAGAGAAUUCUACAUGGGAUUUUCUGACAAUCCACAGGAAUUCAUUGGCGAUUGGCUUGAAUCUCAGUGCAGAGACUUGAAGACAAUGACUGAUGUUAUGGGCAGUAAAGAAGAAGAAAGACAUGCUGAUCAUUAUUUUGCACAUUGGUCACAAGAAGCUGUUACACGAUACUUUUACACGAAGGUGCAACAACGUCGACUGGAAUUAGAGCAAGUGUUGAAAAGUGCGAACGUUUGAAACUAUCAAUCAUAGGUUUGGGAUGCCUACUCUAACGAUUACAUCAGGAGACUUGAAUCUAAAUACCUAGUUAUGGUUUUGUCUCAAAGAUCGAUUUGUUAAACCAAGGGGUUAAAUUACAGUGUCACACUUUUUUCAGUCUGUUAUGUUUAUAUGAUAUGAAUACAUCAGAAGACUGAUACUUAAGUUGUGGUCAUUAGACCCAAUGCUGCCUUCUGUUAUGUUGAACUGGGGAUUUAAAUGCAAUGUCACACUUUUUGUCAGUCUGUUUUGUAAUAAAGGAUUUUCUUAUUAAA
Styela clava is the source of this 1757-nucleotide messenger RNA. RefSeq names its product SWI/SNF-related matrix-associated actin-dependent regulator of chromatin subfamily D member 1-like. Lineage: Eukaryota; Metazoa; Chordata; Ascidiacea; Stolidobranchia; Styelidae. The record is from RefSeq and is a predicted model, not a curated record.